This is a messenger RNA of Lytechinus pictus (painted urchin), 5160 nucleotides long. RefSeq lists its product as uncharacterized. Gene Ontology annotation, molecular function: GTPase activator activity. The record is from RefSeq and is a predicted model, not a curated record. Gene Ontology annotation, biological process: signal transduction; activation of GTPase activity. Bases 1 to 1764 code for a protein of 587 amino acids. NCBI's taxonomy places the organism in Eukaryota, Metazoa, Echinodermata, Echinoidea, Temnopleuroida, Toxopneustidae. The transcript has 5 exons.
AUGCAAAGUAAGAAUCCGGAUCAGCCGGAUAUUCUUGGCAAACCGUUCAUGAUGUGCUCUCCUAAACAAGCCGAACUGGACGUGUGGGAAAGAGAAAUCCGAAAGUUACGAGGAGGAGUCUUUGGCCAGAGUCUCGAGGAUACCAUAGUGAACGAGAGUGAGGAAUGUACAAGGGAAAUCCCCGUGGUGGUGGAGCGGUGUGUAUCACAUCUCAGAGAGACUGGAAUGAACGAGGAAGGAAUCUUCAGAUUAAAUGGUCGAACUAGCAUGAUCCAGGAACUUCAGGAUAUCUUCGACGGCGGUAACGUACCCGACUUCGAGGCCUACAGUGCCAGCUCGCACACGGUAGCAUCUCUGUUGAAGAGAUACUUUCAAUAUUUACCCGAGCCGAUCAUUCCCUGGCGUCACUGCAGGUACUUCAUCCCAGCCAUGCAACGUCUUCAAGAAUGCGAAGAAGAUGGCCGAAGACAGCUGGUCAUCCAACUCGCUCUCCUUCCCAAAGUCAACUACAACCUUUUGAAGUACCUUUGUCGCUUCCUGCACGAGGUUCACAAGUUUGAGGCGCAAAACAAGAUGGGACUUGGUAACCUGGCCAAUAUCUUUGCACCUCAUAUACUGCGUCCACAACACGCUGAAGGCAAUUUCCUGCUCGGUAGCACUGCCCUUAGUCUUCAGUUGGUCCAUUAUUUAAUAAGGAACCAGGACAAGGUGUUUCCCCCAAUCAGUACGAUCCAGAUGCACUGCGCCAUGACGACAAGUGACUAUUUGAAGCAUGAGAGAUUGGCUAAAGAGUGCGCGAAGAGAGCGUCUCUCCAAGAGAACAAAUACCUUAAUCACACGUUGCCUUUGCCGGACGAGGAACCUGUUCUUCGGACAAAGAAAGCCCUCAGACCAAAGGAAAUUGUGCAACAAGAAGAGGAAGAAGACACAACGAAUUAUGUGAAUACUGACCUUACAGACAAUGAUAUAGAAAGUAGUCUUCUAGACUGUUCUGUCCAUAGUAUCUACGAAAACUUAGAGAUUCCUCAAAACUCUCCGCAACAUUGCGUGUCCUUGAUAGAAUCCCUAAAGUCAAGGAUAUCGGAGGUGCCUCCGAAACCAAGAGCAUAUACCGAACACAAAGCAAAACGAUAUGGCGUCUCGUAUCGUGAUCCAUCGUCGAUAAUGCCCGCGCCAUACAACGGACAAAAGUCACCUUCGUACACGAACGGAACCCCGCCGUCGAAACCUUCGACGAGUCCGCCAAAGGAAGAUGCCUUCGGACGCGGUAAGAAACCUAAGGUGGUCAAAGGUGAUGUACAUAGUCAGGAACACCAGGGAACCACUUACCAGAACAUUGAGCUGGGUUCCUCAGGGGGUCUAACCAAUGGGAAAGAAUCCCGUCACACCAACGGGGACAUCCUCAUCAAACCGCUUCCGGAAUUGCCUCCUAAGUAUGGAGAACACAUCCACAACAGUGUUCCCAAGAUGGUCGGUGACUACAGCAACGAGAGCUUCAACGUGCCUUACGCCAAUAAUCUCAAGAUACCGCACCUGAUCAACGGUGAGGUCACAGGUCACAUGCAGGGUUUACGAAAUAAACUGAGACAGAAGGAUGACGAGUUGAGUAAACUUAGAAAAUCAGUGGACAGGAUGAAGAAGGAAUUGGAAUCUAUGAAACUCAGGGUCAACGUUGAGGAGUCUGCACGUCUGAACGCAGAAGAGGAAAACCAGCAGCUUCACAUCGAGUUGGAGUAUCUACGACGGUGUCUCUCAAAUAGAUAGUCUCAUGCAUAGCUAAGCAAUGCCCUAGUCACACCAACGGAACUUUGUCCAAACUGACCGAUGGCCUGUCAUAGGAAUUAACGUAAUAUAUUUCGACGGUUGGGAGUGGUUUUGCCCCGGUGUGAGUGGGGCAUUGGCAUAGGAUUUUCGAGUUGAGAUACACCACACAGUGAUUGUCAUUGCAAGUGGACGGCAUGAUUCUCAACGUCUGAGAAUAAGGAUCUCCGAUAUUAAAUAUUUAAGAAAAUAGUAGAUGGUUUAAUUUAUCAUACCAUGAUUAUGUAAUCUCUCUCAUUAUCCCCACCGGGUAAUAAGUGGGGGACCUAGAAAAGAGAUAUAUUGACCCCCACUCCAUCGUAGUAGAAACAGUAGUCGUAGACGUAGCAGUAGUAGUAGUAGUAGUAGUAGUAGAAGAAGAAGUAGUAGUAGUAGUAGUAGUCCAAAUUGCAACUGCACAAAAUGAAAACAAACUAGUAAGGUUUGAGUAGGUCCUACGUUUCUAUUUGGAAUUGACACAGACAUGACAAACCUAGUCAUGUACUAGAACAUAGUAACACAUCAGAACAAAUCACUAACACCAAAUUUUUCUCGGGAAUCGAUAUUGUCGAGAAUCGUAUUUAGCGCAAGCCUAAUCUUGUAAUCACAAAUCUGAUUUGCUCGUAGGCUGCAGGUAUUCUUGUGUCAAGAAAUGAUUGAAGUUCCACUCUUUCGGCUGAUGCCAGUUUAUGGUGUCUUCACUUUGAAAAAUAAGGUGGAAAUUCUCUUGGAAAAGAGGUCUAUUAGGGGGAUUCUUUGUUUGGAGCCCGGGAAGGAAAGGGGAUGAGGGAGAGAGAUGAGACGAGAUAAUGACUUAAGCGGUAAAAUUUUGGCAAGUACUUUGCUUCGAGGCCUCCAUUACAACUUAAACCACUUAAAAAGAAAUGCGGCGAAGUUUGUAAAGUGAGUCACUGAUUUUAAUAGGUUAAACCAUGUGUUUCUUUUUGUUCUUAAUAUAAAUAAUAUGCAUCGGAGGGCCGAAGUGAUGAACAAAUUCCCAGACCUUGGUGAGGUCUAUCUUGUCAUUGUGAGUGAUGGUUACCUGUUCUGACGUGGUAUUCCCCUAUCUACAAAGUGAAGAACAAAGACAGUACUGAUCGGCUGUAAGGUGCGAGAAGGGGCAUUAUGAUGGGUAUCAUACUUCAUUUUUUUAAAGAAAAACUUCGUGAAAGUCAUAAGCAUAUUUUUAUGAUACAGUCAAACCAACGUAACCGUCUUCAGACCGAUCAAAGCUAAUACGUUAUUACCAGUGACAUACUGUCGGUCGGGUUGGAGUCGGUUUCGGUUACAAUCACACCAACGAAACCGUCUUCAGGCCGAUCAAAGCUAAUACGUUAUUACCAGUGACAUACUGUCGGUCCGGUUGGAGUCGGUUUCGUGGAUAUGACUGUGUUACAAGGGGGCAUCGUAUGGCCCUGGGAAGCGGAGGAAGCACCUCCAAGAUUUUAAUUGGGGGUGCUGCGUGUGUUAUUUUCCAUAGGCAGCACCCCCUGGAAAUCUGGUUGAUACGGUAAAUGGCAGAACUGUAACAAAAAAUGAACAACAUUUUUGCUUGCUUGUCAAAUUUCUCGGAACCUAAACCACCUUCAUUUUGUAGUGAAACGUUUUUUUUUUUCAUAUUUUCUUUAUUGUCAAAUUUACUUCAACACCCCCCAGUAAAAAAAAUCGUUCCCAGGGCCCUGGGGUACCGUGCCAAACUUUUUGUCGUUAAAAAAGGAUAUGUGAAGAUCGUAGGUAGGCAUCUAUGAAAGCGGGAAUCUUAGACCGUAUCCAUCCUAUUUUUAACAUAGUUGGAUGAUUUACCGUCAGCAAACUAAUUCAUUAGAUAUACAUAUAAUUAAUAUUUGCAUUUAAAACCAAAGCUCCAUGAGUUGAAGUUCUCGUUUUUUUAAUGUCAAGAACUAUUAUAACAUUAAUAAUUUUGGGAAACAUUGAAGACGAUGACAUGCAUUUUUCGAUUUUUUUAUGAGUGUCGUUAGCGCCUUUCUGUCAGGUGGGGAUUACGCAUCUACUUGGAAAUAUGAAGGAAGGGGGAUUAGUGCUAAUAUUAGGGUACAUAAGGGGUUCUUGGUAGGGGGAAGGAAAGGAUAAGAUGGGGUAGGAUAAAGGGGAUGAAGCUCUGAGGACGUGAUGCUUUAACAUAACUGUCAUUUUAGCUCUUAAUGUUGGAUCUUCAUGUCUCGUUUUAGCUUAUCCAUUUUAUCUCUUGUCAGGUGAGUCAUAAAGUGAUGUGUUUGAGUACACCUUUGGAGGUUGCUUCGAUCUUGAUACGUACUAGGGGCGGAAUCUUUGAAGAGGUGGGGCUCAAAAGAAUAAGUUCGGGUUUUUUUUUCUUCAAGAAAUUGUUUGAUCAAAGCAAAUCAUGUUCUUUAUCAAAUCAUGUACUUUAUCCAGGGGCAGAAGGAAAAGACUGUAAUAUUGGGGUCAAAUAGGGGAACUUGUUUGAUAAAAGGAGUACCCCCUAGAAAGGGAUAGGGGCUCAAAAGAGGGGAUUCUUUUGUUAAGUUGUUUGAUCACAGCAGCUACACAAACUCACUUUAGAUUACUUUGAAUGUCAGAUUACAUCUUCUAUCCAACAACAAAUGCACCUAGUUACCAAGAAUGCAUAGAGUACACCCAUUUAUUCGAAGACAGGAUAAAAGAGCAUUGUUGAUUAAAUGCCUUGCUCACGGCAUAGGUGCCGCGGCCGGGGAUCGAACCCCGGAAUUUUCCAUGUAUAGUCAGGCGCCUUAAACCACUCGGCCACGGCACCUCCUUACAUCAAUCGCCACGAAGUUAUUUUAAAUGUACGAUCGUAUUUAGUGAUUGGUGAAUAUAGUUGAGUGGAAGGACACUGAGCUCAAAUGUGGGGGUCUUUAAAAAUUGAAUUCGAUGCGGUACCCCCCCCCCCUUUGACCCAUCUCUCCCAUUUAUCGAUAGCUAUGUAACUGUAACUGUAGUUAUGAAUGUGGCAUUUAGAAAAUGUGAGUGGUGGCCGGAGGGCGUUUUUAUCGGAAAUGGGUGCUGAUCACAGUAUAGCCCCCUUUACCGACCACGUCCCCAUCACUACACAAUUUGAUUGACGAAAAUAUAUGACAUUUACUGUCAUAAUGUAAAUAUCACUGGCGUAAAUCCGUGUUGAGGGGUGGGGGGGAUGACUGAAAUAUUUUGGCUUUUUUUUUUGUUAUCAUGUUUUUAGAUAUGCAAGGAAUUGUAAUUGAUAUGUCCACAGUGGCAUACCGUGGGUCACGGCAUUGUGGGGGCACCAGCAAAAUUUUCGAAUCACUGAGUGAGCGCGCGAAGCGCGCUCGGUUGCUAGUUAUUCUGACCUAAUAGAGACAUUUUAAGGACAAUAUCAUUGAACGGAUAUGUAUCUCACCC